UUUGAAUGAAAUUUUUUUUUUGUUGUUUCAAUUUGAUUGAUAUUUGUGUGAAUCGAGAUCCCAAAAGAAACAAACAAUCCGACCUACUUUGAUUAAAUAAUGGACAAUGAAAAUUUUGGUGAAUUAUCACAAUUAUGUGAAAGAGUAUCUGAAGGAAAUAUUGUAAAUAAAGUUGGUCCAUCCGAAUUAUUGCGAUGUUGUCAACGUUUAUUUUUUUGUAAAUGUAUUGAACAAAAUUGUCGAAAUGAAAAACGUUUAGAAUUAUUUUGUGGUCGUUGUACAUAUCAAUCAGAUUUAUGUGAUGAUUUUAGUUGUGAACGGUUUUCAGGUGAAGAUUCUUGUGGUAUGGCAUCAAGUAUUGCUGUAUUAGUAUUAAUGUCUAUUGAUAUUAUAAUUACAAUUGGUUUAAUAAUUGCUGCUUGUAUUUAUGAAAGACGUAAAUCAUUACUUAAAUCAAUGGGUAUUAUGACAUCAACAAUACCAGCAACAUCAUCAAUCAAAUCGACGAUAAAAACGAAAAAAAUUUCAUUAAAAAAACAGAAAAAAAACCGUACACCAAAAACAAAAAAAUCAACUAAAGGUACAACUGAAGAUGAGGAAAGUUCAGCAAGUGAAAAAUCAAUAAGUGAAAAACGUUCAUCAACAAGAACAUCACAAUUGUUAUCAUCAAAAUCAUCCACUAAUAACAAAACUGAUCGAAGAACAUUAUCACCAAAUAAUAAUGGACCGAAAAUUUUACUUCGUUUUAAUUCAAAGAAAUCAAUGUCACCAAAAGCAUUACCACCACCAAUUAUAACAACAGGUGCAACAGCAACAUAUCUGCCAGCAAAUAAUGGUGGUGCUGUUCCACAAGUGUUUGGUAGACUAAAAUCAAGAAGUGUUAGUGAAAAUACCGAGCAACAAGAUCAACAACAACCGAUGGCUGAUCAAAAACCUGAAUAUGAAGAACAUUUAUGGACUGAGAAAUGAUUUUAAAUGAUUUUUUCAUUUUUUUUUUCUUAUUUGAAAAAAAAUUAAAUAAAAGGAGUAAUA
This is a messenger RNA of Dermatophagoides pteronyssinus (European house dust mite), 1032 nucleotides long. RefSeq lists its product as uncharacterized. NCBI's taxonomy places the organism in Eukaryota, Metazoa, Arthropoda, Arachnida, Sarcoptiformes, Pyroglyphidae. The record is from RefSeq and is a predicted model, not a curated record.